AACGCAAACAUGUGCCCUGACUACUUCGGCGAGGCCACGCCCCCUGACGUCAUAUUGAAACUGGCCGUACAGGUUGUACUGAGAGACAAGUGCCGAGAAACAGGGCAGGAGACAAGAUGGCAGAAGCGGCGGUGCCAGCCGAUCUCUUCACCGAGCAGGAACUUACCUGCUCCAUCUGUCUGGACCUUUUCACUGAUCCCGUCUCCACGCCGUGCGGGCACAACUUCUGCCAGGCAUGCAUCGGCGGCUACUGGGCCUCAACGGCUGUGUGUACUUGUCCUCUGUGCAAGAACCCCUUCGAAGAGCGUCCUCAGCUGAGCAUCAACAGGGUUUUUGCCGUCAUUACUGAGAAUUACAAAGCGGCCCGCUAUGGUGCGGCCGCCCCCGCCGUCGCGCCGCCAAACGAGGGCGGGCCCUCGGCGAUGAUCUACAGCGAAGACAAGGUUUGGUGCGACGUGUGCACGGGGGUCAAGCAGCCGGCCGUCACCUCGUGCCUGACGUGCACGGCGGCCUACUGUGAGGAACAUGUCAAGCCGCAUCACCGCAACCCAUUCUACGCCAAACACCCGCUCAUGGACCCGCUGGAGGCGCUAAAGGGGCGCACCUGUGCGCAACACCGCCGCUUCAUGGAGGUGUUCUGUCGCACAUGUGACCGUUGCAUUUGCGCCAUCUGCGUGCUGGAAGAACAUCGAACUCACCAAACGGUUUCGGUCCAAACUGAAAGACUCGGCAAACAGAAGCACAUGGCGAGGACGGAGCAGGAGAUCUUAAAUCGCAUCAAGGACAAGGCGAUGAUCCUAAGUGAGCUCAAGACCAAACUGGACGGCGUAAAGGCACACGGGGAGCGGGAGAGCGGCCAAUUGGAGGCGCUGCUAAAUGACGCGGCGGCCUCAGUUGAAAGUCUUCGCGCUCAGAUGCUGGGUGGAGUUAGGCAGCAGAUAGAGGCGGUGCUUGCCCGGGGGGAGGGGCCAGCCAGACAGUUGGAGGUGGAGCUCCGGGAGUUGACGGACAGAAGGGCCCGGCUUGAGGAGCAGGCUGUCAGUCAGGACCACAUCGGAUUCCUACAGAGUUUCUCUGAGGCUGCGGCGCUUCCUCCGCCAGGCUCGGACCAUCCUGUAGACUUGGACGAGCUGGACCUCAACCUUUACUUUAACCUGGGUGGAGUCAAGGCGGCACUGGCAGAAGUCCGGGACAGGAUCGAAGACGUUAGGACGGGCGGCGGCGGUGGUGGCUCCAGAGGAUCCCUAGCCUCCGGUAGUCCCAGGUUUAUGAAUGAGUUCCGUGACAGGACAGAAGAUGUUAGGACGGGCGGCGGUGGUGGCGCCAGAGGAUCCCUAACCUCCGUGUCGUCGGGUGAACAGAUGAUGGCGGCGGAGAGCAUGGUCAGCUUGAGAGGAAGCACCAAUAGCCUGAGGGGAAACCAGUGGGGCCGCAGAGAAAUGAAAAAGUUGAAGCCAGUUUCUGGUCACAAGAAGGCUCGCGUGUACAUGGAGGACGUGACUAUGAACCCGAUGACGGCGUAUCCUUUCCUCAUCCUGUCAGACGACCGCAAGUGGGUCAAGCGCGGCGAAAAGUUGCAGCAUUAUCGCAACAGUCCGCAACGAUACGACGUGUGGUCGUGUGUCAUCGCCAAGGAAGGUUACGCCACCGGACGACACUACUGGGAGGUGGUUGUGGGUGAGAACAAGGACUGGAAGUUGGGCGUGGCGACUGAGUCGGCACAGAAGAAAGGCCUAUUCGACAUGAGCCCGGCCAACGGCUAUUUCGCCCUCUGGUGGAGCAGCGGCCAAUUACGAGCUCUCACCGCGCCGCCACUCACUAAGGUGAAGACGCCGCUCAGGCUACGGCAAGUGGGCAUCUUCCUGGAAGUGGAAACAGGCCAAGUGUCCUUCUACAACACUAAAACGAGUAGUGAGAUAUUUAGUUUCCACUGCGGCGGAUUCACCGAGCAAAUGUUCCCGCUGUUUGGCACCGGAGACAAGGAAAUUCCGCUCGUCAUCCACACCUGAAGCCUGGCUCGGAAAACGUCAUUGUGAUUGGCUGAGACCCCAACACCGUGUGCUGGGGAUAUGUUUUCCAGAAGUGGAUACGAAAAGUUGCUAAAAUCUCAAAGAAAAAUCCCUUUGUCGUGAGCCGUAAAUGAAUGCCGACAGUCGUUGCGCAAAUGAUACUGGAAGAACAUCAUCGGAAAUGUCAUCGCAGGGAACUCGAAAUGUUCCUACGCAACUGAUUGAAAUGAAGUCGGUGGGUGGGUCUUCGUAUUUUUUUUUUUACCCUCUUGUGUUUUCUUGGAACUCUUUCACUGCUAUUAACAGCAACAGACGUCAUUGAAAGCUGUUGACGUCUGUCGCCGUCAGUGGCAGCCAACGAGUUAAUUUAUGAAUUGACAAUAAAGCCGUUCCAAAUGUAAGUUUAUGGAUCUGUUAUCUUAGUUCAUACAAACAUAACCCUUUCAUCCAAGAAUUAUACAGUGGCACCAUAAGCGAAUUUUAACUGCUCGUUAACACUUAAUUUCUAAUCAGCCAAUCACAUGG
Molecule: messenger RNA, 2534 nt
Organism: Corythoichthys intestinalis (scribbled pipefish)
Lineage: Eukaryota; Metazoa; Chordata; Actinopteri; Syngnathiformes; Syngnathidae
Gene: btr30
Product: E3 ubiquitin/ISG15 ligase TRIM25
Exons: 14
Coding region: 117-2009 (630 amino acids)
Molecular function (GO): protein binding; zinc ion binding
Source: RefSeq, a predicted model, not a curated record